Messenger RNA from Melitaea cinxia (Glanville fritillary), 1458 nucleotides. Its product is annotated as kynurenine/alpha-aminoadipate aminotransferase, mitochondrial. The record is from RefSeq and is a predicted model, not a curated record. NCBI's taxonomy places the organism in Eukaryota, Metazoa, Arthropoda, Insecta, Lepidoptera, Nymphalidae. The transcript is spliced from 7 exons. Gene Ontology annotation, molecular function: pyridoxal phosphate binding; L-kynurenine:2-oxoglutarate transaminase activity. Gene Ontology annotation, biological process: biosynthetic process. The coding region runs from base 1 to 1458 and encodes 485 amino acids.
AUGAUUGUCACGGGUAAAUUGUCUAAAAUAAAUUCGGAAGUGGUAAAGAAGUUGCUCGAUGUUCGACCUCUGUACUCGGCCGUCAAGAGCCGCUACUCCCAGAGCGUGGAGGACAUAUUCAAGUUCUAUGAUGAGCGACCCGAACAGAGCCUCGCAUUGAAAGAGAAGUACCGAGUCCUGGAUGAGAAGGACUACAGCAGGUUUCUGAGCAAGCGCUCCUUGAGGAGGGAACCCGCGCUGACGAGGCAGAUAACGUCGCUGUCCUACAAGGUUGGCAAAGAAAUGCUGUCUCUCGCUGAGGGCAUGCCCAACGAAGCCAUAUUUCCUUUCACUCGUCUUGAAAUGACCUUGAGGACCGGUCGCAGCAUAAUUCUAGAGGAGAAGGACCUGGCACCAGCCCUACAGUACGUCCCAUCUCAAGGGCUUCCAUCUCUACUGACGGAGCUCCGUCAACUACAGCAGGAUCUACACCGCCCCCCACCACUAGCGCGUGACGUGCUCGUUACUAACGGAGCUCAGCACGGCAUCUACCAGUGUGUGGAGAUGUUAGUGGACCCAGGGGACCCCAUCAUCACCACUGAAUACUCCUACGCCGGAGUCCACAGCGCUCUAAAACCGUACCAUCCAGAGAUCCUCGGGAUACCGGAAGAUGAAAACGGCUUAAUACCAGAAACGUUGGAGUCAGUUUUGAAGGAGAGGUUAGCUCGGGGCCUGAAGAUGCCAAAGAUGAUGUACAUCAUACCGACCGGCAACAACCCCACAGGCACCAUCCUCACUGAAGAGAGGAGGAGACAGGUGUACGAGCUGGCCUGCAAAUACGACUUCCUGAUAGUAGAGGACGACCCUUACAUGUUCUUGAAAUAUGACAACCAAACAGUUCCAUCUCUGAUGUCUCUGGACGUGUGCGGUCGCGUGUUGCGCCUGGACUCCGUGUCGAAGGUGGUGAGCGCCGGCCUGCGCGCGGGCUGGCUCACCGCGCCCGCGCCGCUGCUGCACAGGGCGGAGCUGCACGCGCAGGCCGAGCUGCUGCACUCCUGCACGCUGGCGCAGACGCUGCUGCAGCGCUUGCUGCGCGACCGGCGCGCGCUGGCCGCGCACCUGCGCUCGGCGCGCUCGUUCUACGAGCUGCGGCGCAGCGCUCUAAGCGCUGCCCUGCGCUCGCUGGCCGGCCUCGCGGACUGGAGCGAGCCCAGCGCCGGCCUGUUCCACUGGCUGCGCGUGAGGGGCGUGGACGACGUCUACAACAUGGUCUUCCACACUGCAUUUGAACGAGGACUAAUGUUGAUACCCGGCCAAGCUUUCCUCUACGACAGUAACGCCACCAGCCCGUACGUCCGGUUAACUUUCAGUAAAAUUAAGAUGGAGGACAUCGAAACCGCGGUAGGCCAUCUAGCGGACAUUAUACGAGACGAACAGAAACUUGCAAAGCAACAAAAGAGGCUCGCUACCGAAAGAUAG